AUGGAGUGUAAUGUAGCUAUCUAUGUCCCUACUAAGUCACGAUGGGGGCUGUGUGGCUUAUUCUGUAUACUAACAGGUAGCGGUAAGACACUCGCAUACCUGGUGCCGCUGAUCAAUCGGCUGAGAGACGAGGAGAUGAAGUUCGGAACUACCAAUAGAAACAACAGGCCUCGCGCGGUCGUCAUGCUGCCCAGUACGGAGCUCGCAAUUCAGGUGCAUGAUGUCUUGAAGGAAUUGUGUCACACAGCCCGAUUAGGCGUGAAAGGGCUGUACGGUGGUUGUAAGCAGAAGCGAAUCGACGAAGCACUCGACGCGGGGGGCGUGGAUGUUCUGGUCACCACACCUGGUUUGUUGCAG
Molecule: messenger RNA, 357 nt
Organism: Sphaeroforma arctica JP610
Lineage: Eukaryota; Ichthyosporea; Ichthyophonida
Exons: 2
Molecular function (GO): nucleic acid binding; ATP binding
Source: RefSeq, a predicted model, not a curated record